AUGGAUACGGAAACGCACGUCUUGGACAGUCCAGCACGCUCUCAGCCUUGGUACAACUUCUCGGAGGAUACUCCUGUCCGACCUGCGAAUCGCGCGAAGCCCAUCCCAGGACCUUCGAGACUCAUCGCCGCGUUGGAUGCGGCGGACAUCAUCGAGAUAUCAAGCUCAGAGGAAGACGAGAACGUGAUAGAUCUGACAGGACUUGACGAGACUCCGUCGAAGAAGAAAGCUACUACGACGAAGUCAAAAGGAAAGGCAGUAUCGUCCGUUUUUAGUGACAAACCAAUUCAUCCUAUGUUCAACCCUUCCGGCAAAGACAAAAACACUUCGAAGGAGAAUUUACCUCGGGCCAAAGCAACCUCCACGAACUCGAAGAACGCAAUGUCACAUCCACUCCCUAUGCGAGACAUGCAGCCUCCUCCCAAGACCAAAGCAGCUCGCAGCACAAAGGCAGCAAGUAACACACUUGUAUCUAGUGAAGACGACUUGGACUUCGACGGAGCUCGGCCUGCCUCGCGAACAGAUAAACAGCUCACUUCUACGUCGAAAACGACCGUGAAGAAACCUUACUCGAAUCGUUCCGAUAGCAGGACAACCUCUUCCGCAUCUCGAACACCGGUUACAGACGACCCGCCUGUCGCUGGGUCCUCACAUACCGCAGCGUCAAGCAAGUCUCAAUCCAAGAUGCCGAAUUUCACCUACGGAGACUAUUUCCCGAGGCCAAUUGUACGAUACGUCACUAAUGCAGCUGAAGCGGACGAGUUGGUUCAAGCUUUGAACGGUCCGGUCGGAUUUGAUAUGGAGUGGGUGAAAAAGACGGCCUUGGUUCAGAUAUGCGAUGCGAGCAUGAUUCUCCUUAUUCAACUGAGCGCGAUACAUAGCGUUCCGCCGAAAGUAAAGGCUCUCAUAGAAUCCCCGUCAAUACCUAAGAUGGGCGUCAACAUUCGCAACGACGGUGUCAAACUCCUUCGGGACUACGACGUCUGCGCUCGCAACCUCGUCGAACUCGGCGCUCUCGCAUGCCAAUCCGACUCCCGCUUCGAAGAGAUAUAUCACCGACCCAUCGUCUCGCUAGCCAAAGUCGUAGCCUUCUACCUUCGGCGGACGCUCAAUAAAGGCCCCGUACGGACGAGUAACUGGGAGCGAAAACCGCUUUCGAAGGAACAGAUGGAGUAUGCAGCGAACGAUGCAUAUUGCGCUUUAUUGGUGUACAAGAAAUUACUUGCCAUUGCGAAGGCCUCCAAACGGCCCCUCGACCCAUUAGGGUUCACCUCUGACCUACUGGAAGAACAAAAUGGCCCCAAACCUCCCGUUCCGCAACGUGUACGUCCUCGAACAUCAACAACACCUGGCUGGGGACAAGUUGAACUUGGGCCAUGGCGUGACCCUCCAGCGCCCCUACAACAACCUCGAGUCGGUCUUGAAGCACCACAUCCACCAACGAAGUCUUCAUCUUCCGGACAAGCUCAACAUUUAACUGCGUACACACUCUGGAGACGUGGAGAUGCCCUCGGCGACAUUUGCACCAACCUGCGGACAAAUCACAAUCCGCUCAGCAAGGGAAUAGUCAUAUCUUAUAUCAUGGGCGCGCUCGAGGCGGACUCUAAUUUAAAGUUUAGUAAACCGGGUGUAAGAAGGUUGCUGAGAGAGGAGGAUGUCCCUCGAGAUCACCACUUUGUCCUCUCAUCUCGCCCGUUGGUUGGCCCGACUCGUGAAUAUUUCUUGAGCGGUAUGGUCAAUGUCACCGCCGCGCUUAUCUUGAAUGCCCAGGAAGAGAACAAGAGAAAGGUGGCGGCGGACAAGGCGAGGGUCGCUAAUCUGUCCAAGCAGCUUCAAAUGCGGCUGCAAUACGCUCGAUUGAAGGUCGAACACGGAUGGCAACGUCAAAGUCUUAACGAAGUAGAGAACCUCUACUUUCGUCACUCGACCGCUUCCAAAACAGUACCAAAGCCAAAAUCGACGGUCCGGUUCACUCCUUCCUUUCAAAAUAUAACGUUCUCGCCACCGUCGAACUCUGCCGGUCCAUCCCAGCAAGGAGCUGAUACUUCUGCACCGACCCAAGUGACCAGCACAGAUUAUGUGAUGAGUAACGUCCCGGCGGCUUCUCCAAUACCUUCUGCGACCUCGGUGGCGGAGGGGUCCUCAACUAGCAUCGACCCGCCGACGUCCCAGGUGCCACAAAGGACGCCGACUCUACCAGAUAUGCCGCCGCCUUCGGUUCCUUCUUCCACAUCGAUAUCUUCAUAUAGCGAUGCAAGCAGGGUGUCUUCCAGUCACCCGACUACUGCAUAUACCACACCUUCGCCUUCAACUUCCAUGAAUUCAAAUGCCUUUGCCGCCACUUCAUCUUCUCAUGCACCUCAAGCUUCUUCGUCGACCAAUUCAGCAUCAUCUUCAAAUCAGAACGGAUCUUCCCCUGGACUUACAGUCGGUGGAGGAUACGGGUCUGCGCCACAAAAAACAUACCCGUAUCCCGCCACUUCUUCCAACUUUUCCUCAAAUCACGCCAAUCCGCCUCCGCUACAGCAAUCCUCGUCUCAAUCGCACUCACAAUAUCCACCACAGUAUCAUCAGCAACAAAAUUCGCAUCCGUCGCACUCCACUUCACUUACUCCCGCACAACUGCAGAAUAGUCAAGCCCUCGCCGCCUACAUAGCAGCCCAAACGCAAGCUAACUACCUUGCAUCUCUGAGCUCUUCCGCAUCCUCGUCCGCAUCCGCAUCUUUGUCCUCAACACCCCAACCAUAUCCCUACCCGCAAACCCAGAACCAGUCACUCUCGAAUGCGAAUACAAAGCCAGCCGGAUCAGCCCAAACCCUCACUCACGCACACAUGUCGAAUCCCUACCUGUCUCCUCUAGUUCAGCAACACCCACAAUAUUAUCCUAUGCAGAACCAGCUUCAUCCGCAAGUCUUACAUCAGAUACAACGAUUACAGGCGGCACAGACACAUUUACGGGCUCAAGCCGCUCAGUUGGGAAGCGUCCCUCAGCCUACACCUUCAACAUCUCAUUAUCGCGAUCCUUCUCAGGCUCCGGCGACUGGUUUUCAUAAUCAUCUUGUACCCACAGGACAAACCGCUGCUGCUGCUGCUCCGAAUGGCUUCGGAGGGGUCCAUUCACAUCCACAUCAGCGUCAACAUCAGCCCCAGCAAUUACCUGCGCAAACCACAUCGUCGGAAACACUACAACUCGGUGCCAUACCUUUACCUCUAAAAACGUUCGACAUCCCAACAGCACCAUCGCCUGCUCCUCCACCUUCCACUACUCCUACGGGCACCGAGACGCCCACCACACAGGCAGGCCAGAUGCAGAUGGGACUCAAUCCGAUGCAGAGCAACGGGUCGCUGACGUAUGAUUCUUUCUGGAGCACACAUACGAUGGCUGCAGGGAAUUGGAGGAAGGUGGUUGCGCAGGGGUCGGGUGGGAAUUUGGGUGGUUUGGGCGAUGCGAUGGUAGGAGGGAGCGGAUUUCCGGACGGGACUACUGACGCGUCUGGUAUGGAAGCUUCUAUGGGUGAUGGGAUGCAGGUUCAGUCGACGGGCGUGCCGAUGAGUUCGACGGAUGGAUUGCAUGGAUGAUGAUGAUAUGGAAGUUCGAGGAAUUUUUUGUAGGAAGCGAUAUGAUAUUGUAUUCAUGGUCCU
This is a messenger RNA of Stereum hirsutum FP-91666 SS1, 3642 nucleotides long. RefSeq lists its product as uncharacterized. NCBI's taxonomy places the organism in Eukaryota, Fungi, Basidiomycota, Agaricomycetes, Russulales, Stereaceae. Gene Ontology annotation, biological process: nucleobase-containing compound metabolic process. The coding region runs from base 1 to 3579 and encodes 1192 amino acids. Gene Ontology annotation, molecular function: 3'-5' exonuclease activity; nucleic acid binding. The record is from RefSeq and is a predicted model, not a curated record. The transcript has 12 exons.